Messenger RNA from Babesia microti strain RI, 4875 nucleotides. Its product is annotated as conserved Plasmodium protein, unknown function. Lineage: Eukaryota; Apicomplexa; Aconoidasida; Piroplasmida; Babesiidae. The transcript has 2 exons. The coding region runs from base 1 to 4875 and encodes 1624 amino acids. The record is from RefSeq and is a predicted model, not a curated record.
AUGGGCGGUUCCAGUGAUAGCCAUAGUGAAGAUUAUUAUCAAUCUGAAAGUGUUUCAGAUUCAUCUGAAACACUUUCAGAUGGUGGUGAAGAUUACGAAACAUUCCUAUUCGGCAAGACCGUAAAGCCCACCUACAUUGAAAGGGAGGAAGAACUUCAAAAGGAGGAAAUCCCUGAAUUUAAUGAUGAUUUGUACAGCAAUAAUUUGAUCGGACAAUAUGAUCGAAUGGGCGAGAUCAGAUCAACUCUUGAGAGUGAGGUCAUGAUCCUUAUCAGUUCACUGAUUAUUAGGGAAUCUCUUGACAUUUCAUCCCAAAACAUAUACAACCCACAAAUUAAUCGAAAUAUCAAUAAUAAAGCCCAAAACAGUCAAGAUAAAAAGAGUACUUCCCCAAAAUCAAGCACUCAGGAACGAAUCAAAAGUGCAGCCGCUAGCAUAACCUAUACACUACUAAAAAACAUAUCCAACACCACUGGAAAUGCGCCAAUAGGCCGAUUUAACUCAGUUAUGUCCACCUCAUCCCAAGUAAACACAACUACUCAUCUAAUUAACGUAACUUCUGUUUCUCCUCAGGCAAUAGAUUCGCUUCGAGAUUUAUCAUCACUUUUACAGAGAGAAAGGGGUAACAUUUAUCACGAGUGCGAUGGCAUAAUCCUAUCUCAACACCCGCGCUUUGCAACAAUGUACAUCCUAGAGAAUCGAAUUGUGGAAACACACUUGUUGCCCCUAUUAGAAGUUAUUGAAAAGACUUUCGAUGAGGCAAAUCAAAGAACUAUUGUGGGAGAGAUCCUUGGUAUAUUAAACCAAUUAUUUACCCCCCCUGCUAAGGAAUGGCUGGAGCAUUGGCAGGGGGUUGAUAGGCAGAUUAAGAAAAGGGGACAUCCUCCAGAAGUUUCAAAUCACCCAGAAUUUAUGAAACAGCUGGACAUAACGUAUAAGUAUGCAAAUGGUCUAGCGCAUCUAAAGCGAUCUCUCAAUCAAACAUUUUACAACUCCCUAGUGCAUUUGAGGCUUGAAAUUCAAAACUGGCGCUACAAUGGCUACAGGAAUGACCAAAGAAAGAGGGAGGUUGAGCAAAUGAAGCUCAGGCAAGCAGAACUGCUUCAACUAAGGGAUACAAUUAUAAAUGAAUCUCAAAAAAACGAAAUGGAUGUCGAUUCAUCAGACGGUGAUGGCGAUGAGGACGCUAAUAAAUAUACGCAGAAGGGACGUCUAAAAAAGAACAAGGCAAGAACAAAUCGAAUAAAUGUUGAGCUUUUAGAGGUGCAAAAGGAGUUGUUAAAGGAUGCAGAUGAGGUUCGUAAUGCGGGCUUGCGCGCCGAUAUCCAAUCAAAUUUGAUACGAAAUUUUGUAUACAAUCUGAUCAAAUUGAAUUACGGCAUAUCAGCCUCCGAGUACAUUGCCCCCCUUGUAAUGAUAUGUGACAACGAACAUGUCACAUUAUUGGACAUUUUUAUGCAGGAAUUCCUGGAGAUAUUCCAAAGCCCAUCUGUGCAAAUGGGACUGAGCGAUUACACAGGCGCUAGGGUUUCUUACAUCCAUCCGGAUAUGAGGGCCAAACUUUGGGAAUUUUUGCGGUUGAUUCACGUGAUAAUGAUGGCUAUACCAGAUUCAAUGGAUUUGAAUAUCUCCAGAAUUAGCGACUCUAGUGCCCAAAGCUCGAAUUUGAGAGAGAUCAAUAGCAAUGUCAAUUGGAUAAAUCCAAGGGCUGCUAGGAUACAGAUGGCCAAACUACGCCAGGCAAAUAAGCAAACGAGGCAUUAUAGGUACUGUAGCCUAAAGCACACGAUCAAAGUACUACCUUUUGAGCCUUUGUUUUAUGCACAAUAUUCUAUUUCCCCUCCCACAAAAACCACAACUAAGAGAAUGUUAGAGAAGAUACGUUCAUUUGUAGGGGUAGACGAAGAUUUUGAUCUAAUACACAAGUUACAACCUGCUCAUACAAUGAAGAAAGACCACGACAAUGGCGAUGAAAAUGAGAGAGAAUUGCUGCUCUAUAACUUGGGAACAGUAAUGAAUGCGCUAUCAUAUGAUUUACUGCGUGAUGCGGGGGAUGAUUAUUCUCAAGAUAAUGACUGGAAAAUACUGGUAUCAGUUCACAUUUGGGUUGUUGAGCACUACGCCAGCUUGUUUACCGAGAUUAACAAAAGGAGAGAGAAAGAGAAUUUAACGCUGCUACUAAGUGAAUAUAUGUUAGUGAGCUUGAAAUCAUUUAUUGGCCAACACUCCACUCUCACAUCCAAAUUAUUACCGGAAUUAUUUUCGCGAUUGCAAAAAAAUGGCACUUUGACAGUUAAAAAUGCAGAGUCAUUCUACCUGAUAUUCAGACUAAUUAGCGCAGACCUACAUUUAAUAAGGUUGCAUAGUGGAAAUAGCAAUUCCAAUGUUCUACAGAUUUGUAGAGAUGCUGUUGGUAGAUAUUUAGGCAACAAGCUGGUCAGACGCAUUUUCUGGGUGCUAAGCAAGUGGAAGCCCAUAACAGGCGUGGAGUUGAUCACCAGCGCCUUGCACUUGUUUAAAUUACUAAAGCAACUAAUAGGUACGUUAGGUUACGUUGAAUACUCUCCUAUUGCAAACAUAUCAUUAGGGGAUAGGUUGGAUAUUUACGAUGACAUUAGUGAUGAUGAAGUUGUGGGUCUUAAGAAGGUUACCCUUGACAAUUUAUACCAUAAAGAUCAUAGGCAGCUUCGAUGCGGUAAAAUUAUUGCCUCUUUAAUUGGGUUACUUAGCUAUUCAGUGAACCCACUGACAAAUGACUUGAUAAUCCGUUACUUGGAGGAGGCACUGGCACAUGGCCAUCAUGCCAUUUGCUGGGAUCUACCUUCAAUGCAAUCACUGUACCGUAUAGUUGCUUCUGACUCCAUAUGGGCUAAUCCACAGACUCGUUGGGUGGGUCAAUUUGCCUUUGACAUUGUGGAGUCUUUCUUCCUAAAGUGGAACAGAGGGAACUUGUUUUUGCCCCUCGAGCUCUGGUUUUUCAAGAACAAGCGGCAAAGCAGUGCCUAUUCGCCAACGUCUCCAAUGCAUUUGCAGUCUUUGCUAAAGUCUUACGGUGAAGAUACGAUUGAUUUUGAGAUAUCAAGGCACCUGAAAUACAAACUUAGCGAUGUAACGAGUGGUAAAUAUGCCACUGCUGCGGUGGUAAACGAGGCAAUUGGUUCUGCUAUUGAGGUUUUCGAGGGCAGUGGUGAUUUGGGUACCUUCAAGACCUUAUAUUCAAAUAAGCUGCCCACGUACAGUGACUACAGCAUCAGAUCUAUAUCGCAAUACAUUUCCCUUACUAACUUGCCUGCCUCUUCCGCUGGUGCCAGUAGCGUGCCUAUGAAGUUGAUAUUAGGCAAUCACACGAGAUAUUUCACAGGGGACGUCUCAGGAAAUGUUUAUUCGGUCACUGUUAGUGAACGUGUGUUAUCGUCAUUAAAGGUUCUACAUAUGAACGUAAUUGAGGCCAUUGAAAUAGCUGAAAUACAAAGUGGUGCAGUUAUGGAUGAAAUGGCUAACUUGAUUGAAAUUCCCAAUCUAUCAGAGUUUAAAGAUGGGCUUAGUGAUAGCUUAGACGAUGAUAUGACAAUUUGGGAUGCUAUAGUAUCAAAAUUGGGUCUCAAGCUUGUAACUUUUGAUAGUGCUGCUGUCAGUGGUUCUGGCAUUGAUAAUGUAAUAAAGAUGUACUCUUUUGGAGUGCAUACCUCGCUAAUAAAGGAUAGGUUUGAUCAAAUGGCGACAUCCACACGGCAAUUUACCUGCAAUACUGUCGAAUUUGGCGGUCAAACUAUACUAGAUAUUGCUGCUGAUACAUUUGAAAAAGUUGGCUAUGAUCUUCUUAAGCGGUUAAUAGACAAGGCAGCAAUAGCCGCUGAGUCGUUGGUACGCUAUCUUCAAAUGGGACAGAAUGAAGAUAAUGUGACAAUCCCCUUCACCGCCAGUGAAAUGCAGUUAGCUAGCAACGGCCAGCUUAAGCCCCUAAUGGAUGCUUUGGGCAUUGUCAAGUUUGACUUGAAGCACAUGGUGCCGUACCAAAUAUUAAGACUCAAAAAUAUAUUAGACGGUUUGCCAGUACAAGUGGAUGAGAUACUUUCACUGUCAAUGAUUGUACAAUACAUAUUUAAAUUUGGCCAGAAUGAUUACUUUGAAAAGUGCUACGAGAAAAUAAUCGAAUGGGAUGAUCGCGAUCUCAUUAUUGAAUUCAAUACGUCUGGCAGAAAAUCCAGCAAGGUCGAAGAAUUUUUCCGCGUCCUAUCUCUAGCAUUAUGUGCCAAUUGUUACACUGACAAGAUAGUUCUGCCUAGUAUAUCCAAAAAAUGGGCCAAGAAAGUAAUCACUUUCAUGAAUAUGGCAAUCGAGGAUUUUACAGAGGCGGAGAUCUUGGCCCGUAUCAGGGAAUGGAGAAUGGCGGUCGCUAACGGCUACAAUCCGCUAACGGCGGUUGGUGGAAUUGGUAGCUUAUGGAAUGUACAGGAAAUAGACGGGGAAAAAUAUGACUCGGACUUUGAAUUGGAUGGCAUGAAUCCAACCCCUCCUAGUGGCUUGUUUGCCAGUGAGGGUAGGAAAGUAGUUUCAGAUGAUGAUAACUCGCCAUAUUUGGGUCGUACCAUUAGUCGUCGUGCAAGUGUUUCGGCUGGAGAUUUGCCCGAUGAUAUCACUCGACCUUAUACUGACAUUGAUACUCUUGAUGGAGUUGACGAAGAUGCCAUUUUACAAGCCCACAUGCACUCCCCCAGUUUCAAUUUAGAUGCCGUUGACAAGCGAUUAAAAAUGUCUCAGCUAGAAUACAUUAGAUUGCUGCACCAGAAUUCUCUCAACAUGGCUAGAGCAGGGAAACUGAAAUCAGAGUCAAAAUACAAAAUUUUACAAAUGCUAAACUCUUACAAAUGUUAA